Oreochromis niloticus (Nile tilapia) is the source of this 4375-nucleotide messenger RNA. RefSeq lists its product as uncharacterized. Gene Ontology annotation, molecular function: cysteine-type deubiquitinase activity. The transcript is spliced from 10 exons. The record is from RefSeq and is a predicted model, not a curated record. The coding region runs from base 364 to 2385 and encodes 673 amino acids. Gene Ontology annotation, cellular component: cytoplasm. Gene Ontology annotation, biological process: protein linear deubiquitination. Lineage: Eukaryota; Metazoa; Chordata; Actinopteri; Cichliformes; Cichlidae.
AAAGAACUCUCGGCUCACACGAGCAUGACGUCAUGCGCUCGGACCAAGCCGUGACCCGCUGCUCCUGCUAAGCUAAGGUGGUUCGUACCAACAGAUGGUCCGCGUCAAACGCUCCGAAAACCCGCUUUCCUAUGAAAUGUGCCGCAUUAAGCGAUAACGGCGCAGUCGUAGGAAGAGCUACCCACCGCGGCAGCAGCGUUUUCAGUGAGCGCCAGUCACUCUCCGGGAACGCAUGCUUGUAUUUUAAGUUUACCGCAGCUAGCUGGCUAGCUCGUCAGCUCACCAAAAGUGAAACAGGAACGAGACUGAAAGCUCCAGGAGUUUGACUUCAGCACAACCAAAACAAGGGAUGAGGAGCGGAAUAUGAGUCCUGAGACCGGAGAGCAGGAGCCUAAUAACACUCAGGAAAAUGGACCCUUGAAGAAGGAAGUCAUUCAAAUAGAGAUGCCUCCGCCCUGUAACAUGUCUGAAGAAAACGCCACCGGAGUACAAGAUACAGAGGAAUCUCCUGCUCGCAGUCGUCAACUUGCAAUGCAGUGCGCUUUGGGCUCUGCCCAGGAAGAGCACGCCAAAGCAGGUUCUGAGGUUUUAAAAGCACCAGAGAUAGAAGAAAAAAACCCCACGCAGGACAAAAUCCCAGAGGGCACCUCUCUGACACCUGAGGCGGUCUGCUGUGAAAAAACUCUGCCUUCCGAGGCAAACACAACAGUAGAGCAAACUGCAGUGAGCACAACUCAUCAUGACGAAGAAGAAAAAGUGACUGUUGAAGCUGCAGCUAAACCAUCAGGGGAGUUUUCUGAAAAUCACCAAGUGUCAUCAGUGCCAAACGUGCUGUUGGCUGCAGCAGCCCCAGCAGCCCAGCUGUCGUCUGUCUCUGUGGGAAAGCAGGAGCCUGAACCUGAGCCUCUGACAUGUGCUGAGACAGAGGAUUUAAACAGCAGGGAGCCCAGUCGUGAAGACCCACAAAGCCUUGGUGCCUCCCAGUCGUCUUCUGGAUUGGAGCCCUCGGGACUCGACCACAGCGGUGAGGAACAGGACUCCGCCAGCUCAGUGAAGGAGCCAGAAACCACAGCUCCAGCAGACGCCAGAGAGAGGCCAGUGGGUUCAGAGUUUGAGAUAACAAAACAAACAAGCUUGGCGUUAGAUGAAGAUAAAAGGCCAGAUGCUGAGUGUACACCUACAAUGUCAGAGGAGGUCGCGUCCUUGGAGAAAACCAAGCAGGAAACAAUGUUAGUGCAGGAUAAUGGUGAAGAUCUCCCCAAGGUGAAGGGGAACGAUGAAGAGAUAAAAGAGGAGAAAGUAGAGGCAGAGAGCGUUCCCACUGAGGCCGAGACUGAACCUGUGAAAGAUGCUGAAGGCGAGGAGGUUACAGGAAAAGAGGAGCAGCUGGCAGAGAGCGCAACCAAGAAUGUUAUGGCUGAGGCCACGGAGAAGGAAGACAGUGAAGAAGAUUUGUACAGAGGCGAAGAGGAGCUGUCUCCGAAUAAAAAAUCUGGACCACUGCCCGAGCUGGAGACCAAACUUUUAAAGGUGGAGGACAGAUGCAGUUUGUCACCGGCGGUGAAUAUUCUGUUGUACAGUGAGAGGGAGUGGAAGGGAAAUACUCCUAAAAGCGCUCUCAUUAAAAAGGGGUAUAAGGAGAUGUCCCAGAGCUUUGCAAGCGUAAGAAGAGUCAGGGGGGACAACUACUGUGCCCUCAGAGCCACGCUGUUCCAAGUGUUGUCCCACAGCACCCAGCUGCCCACGUGGCUGCAGAAUGAGGACGUCAUCAUGCUGCCGAAACAACUGGAGGCUCAGGAUGGGCUGAUAAGUCAGUGGACAUUUCCUGGAGUGUGCCUGCAGAGAGACGGGACAGGAGAUGCCGUCCAGCAGCUUAAAGGCUACAUGGAGCUUCUCCGUAACACGUGGCAGGCAGCGGUGGACUGUGCCACCGACGCUGAGCGUCAGCAGCUCUGUGAACAAGUGUUUCAGGGUGGAGAAGACGAGCUCGGUCUGCUGGAGGCUCUCAAGCUGCUGAUGCUGAGCAGAGCGGCAGAGCUGCACAGCUGCAUGCAGGGCGGUGAAGACGUCCCGCUCUUCUGCUGGCUGCUGUUCGCACGGGACUCCUCCGACUGUCCACGCUCUUUCCUCUCCAACCACCUCAGCCACGUGGGCCUGACCGCAGGUCUCGAGCAGGUGGAGAUGUUCCUGCUGGGCUACGCCCUGCAGUGUACCAUUCAAGUUUACAGACUGUACAAGGCAGACACAGAGGAGUUUGUCACCUACUACCCAGACGACCAUAGGGACGACUGGGAAUCUGUGUGCCUCGUCACAGAGGAUGAUCGCCACUACAAUGUGCCUGUUGUAGAAGCUGCAGAAACACAAAAGGAGCUCCCCUCCAGCUGAUUGCCGCUGCAUUAAAACCUCCUGCCAUACAAACACCCCUCAGGUUGAUCAACAUGAAUAGAUUUACCAAUUAAAGGUAUAGUUUUGGGAAGUGUGCUUAUUAAAUGACAGCCAGCAGCAGGUUUGCUUAGCUUAGUACAAAGAUUGGAAGUAAAGGGUACAAACAUACAACCACCAGCACUUUUACUUGUUUUUUUUACUUUAAUCCACACAGAAAGCAAUGCAAACAUCUCUAGUAGAUGGUGAAAAAACAAGAGCUUUUCUGUCAUUUAAUUGGUUAUCCAUUACUUAAUUACUGUGGUGCAGUAUGUGUGGCUGUAGAGGCGAUCUUAAUCAGUAGGAAAAGCAGUAAACCGCACAAAAACACGGUCCAAUGUAAGUCCAGGAUUUCUUACAUUGUCUAAAGAUAUCCAGUUGGCCAGAUUGGAGUCUUUGCCAGGCUGAUUCCAGCCCCCGGGACUUGCGUUUUAAAUGUGUCAAUUAAAAAUUUGACAUUGUGCAAACAUUUUGCAUGUAUUUUAGGAUCUACAUGAAACAGUCGAUCACAUUCCACGUUAAUGAAAAGCAGUAGCCUUGCUUUCAUCCAUGCAAGCACACUCCGGUGCAGAAUGUGGUUAAACCCGGCUUCUGCUGCUUGUUUAACCAGCUAUUUCAGCAGCUGACUAGCUUAUUAUUUAAAUAACUAGUCGGUAUUGUUUGACAAAUCUUAUGGUCUGCUGUGUAGUAGGGCCCAUUCAAUAAGUUUUUGCUGCAGUUUUAGUGAGUUACUGCCUGAGUGUUGCGCUGAUUACAGAGCGUAUCCGUCUAUGCACUGCACCCAUACAGUUUUGUAUGUGGAGCUUUUUGGAUAACCUUGCGAGCAUUAGCUGACAGACUGACACGUCUGGCCCCAAAAACUAAAGUGCUUAAGGCCAUUAAGCAAAUGUAACGUCACAGUGGCUGUGUCCAUCUUCUAUAUACAGUCUAUGCUUUUGGCAGAGAACGGCUAGCUGUUCCCCCCAGGUUACAGUCCUUAUGCUAAGCUAAGUUGGCUGCCUCCUGCUUCACAUAUCUAACUCAGCAAAUAAGCACACGUCCCAAAAAUCUUGACCUAUUCCUUUAAAACAAAAAAAAAAAACAACACACAACAAAAUGCUGAUUCAAGACCACGUACAAGAUUUGGUUUACAUAUUCUUGUACACACUGUACUGUAUAAACAGUUUUCUAUUUGGAUAUGUGUACAUAUCGGAUAUCCUGUGAUUAUCUCAGAUAGACGCAGAUUCCUUUGCAGGGUGUCAUUUUGGAAGGGAAAAAAAAGCUCAAAUUUUCUCAGAAGCCUUUUUUUUUUUAAUGUAAAAUUUUGAGUGAAGCUGCCAACAGCGCCAAAAAGUUUAGGUGGAUGGUAUUUACACUGGAUGUUGGGCACUUUGAGUAUUAAUUUAUUGUUUUGUUUUUUGAAACAAGUGUGACCGUCUAAAUUCAUUAAGUGAAGCAGCUGAGUUAGUCAAUGAAGGGUUGGACGAUUUAUCAGGUUCAAUACCAGAUGACGAUCAGAAGAUUACUCGCAUCCUCUGUGUCAGAGGUGUGAUUUGUGACAGUCUGUGAGUGCAUGUGUGUUUGACUUUGUGUGUAUGUGUGUUAAACUCAAUGUGUAACAUGCUGCCUUUUAACCAAGCUGUUCUGAAGGGAAGAAAUGUGCCAAUGUUGCUGCUAACACUGGCAACAGACCCAACCACCAGCCACUGGACUCAGAAAAGGCUUGCUUGGUCCUCCAUGUUGCCUUAGAAAUAAUGCACAGUAAGAAUGAAUGUUGGAUAUUGGUGAUAAGAGGCCAUUUAUAUGUCCAGAGCAGGUAAAGGUGAUUAAAGAAAAGAAAAUGUUAUGCUAUUUGCAGGAAUGUUCUUGCACUGUCAAAAGUUUUGGAUAGCAUUUAAAUGAAAUUUUUUUUGGGGGGUAGAGUUCUGGAUUGAGGUCUGUAGACAAAAUAAAACAGUGUAAAAACGUUCUUAAA